Messenger RNA from Gorilla gorilla gorilla (western lowland gorilla), 2676 nucleotides. It is a transcript of the gene HOXC10, whose product is annotated as homeobox C10. Gene Ontology annotation, molecular function: RNA polymerase II cis-regulatory region sequence-specific DNA binding; DNA-binding transcription factor activity, RNA polymerase II-specific. Bases 681 to 1844 code for a protein of 387 amino acids. Gene Ontology annotation, biological process: regulation of transcription by RNA polymerase II. The transcript is spliced from 2 exons. The record is from RefSeq and is a predicted model, not a curated record. Gene Ontology annotation, cellular component: nucleus. NCBI's taxonomy places the organism in Eukaryota, Metazoa, Chordata, Mammalia, Primates, Hominidae.
UUCCCAGUCAACCCCCACAGGAAACUUGCAACUCCACCAACCUCCAGCGCCGCGGCCCCCAAGCUUCCAGCCCCGAGGGCCAAGCCCGGGGAAAAGAGGAGGCGGGAGAGCAGAAACUUUAGUCCUGUUUGGGAUUCCUUAACUUUUUUUCCCCUUUCUCUGCUCAUCAGAUCCCCCCAAACCCCCCCCAAAACGUCACCCCACUCCCAUCCCCAAGGUAAGAAGUGGGAGUCGGGUCCGGGGAUAUGGAAAGGGGAGAUGAAGAGUGGGGAGAAGUACCUGAUUCGUGUCUCGACCUUUUAAUUUGAAUUUGACUGUUUUGAGCCCCGGGUUGGCUCGCUCUCUCCCUCUCUCCCGCAUUUUCCCCCUCUCCGCCCCCUUCUCCCCAGGAGUUACAGGCUGGUUACUGGAUAAACAAACCCCACUCUUCCUAGAACCCCCACCCCCCUCCACCCCCCUACCUCCCCUGCCGCCCGGGGGGCGCUUCCUUUGUUCGCGGGGAAGGGCUCCGGUGCCCCUACCCCGAGGCAGCUGCUAGAUGGCGCUGUUACUCCACUCUGCGCGCUCCGCCUGCCGACAACUUGACCCCGCUGACGUCACGGCCGUCUGAAUCAUCAAGGCCAUUUUCAAAUCCCAUUGGUCUAGCCGUCACAUGGUGAGAACCGAAUGCGCGGAUAAUUAUGGAGCUGAUAUUUCCCCCCCUCCCCUUCUUUUUCCUCCCUUCCCUCCAACCGCGCCCCCCCUCCCGGAUGGGGAAAAAAAAAGAUGUCAGCUCCUCCGCUGUAGUAUUGCUCCUUAAAAACCCCUCUCUGAAAAUGACAUGCCCUCGCAAUGUAACUCCAAACUCGUACGCGGAGCCCUUGGCUGCGCUCGGCGGAGGAGAGCGCUAUAGCCGGAGCGCAGGCAUGUAUAUGCAGUCUGGGAGUGACUUCAACUGCGGGGUGAUGAGGGGCUGCGGGCUCGCGCCCUCGCUCUCCAAGAGGGACGAGGGCGGCAGCCCCAGCCUCGCCCUCAACACCUAUCCGUCCUACCUCUCGCAGCUGGACUCCUGGGGCGACCCCAAAGCCGCCUAUCGCCUGGAACAACCUGUUGGCAGGCCGCUGUCCUCCUGCUCCUACCCACCUAGUGUCAAGGAGGAGAAUGUCUGCUGCAUGUACAGCGCAGAGAAGCGGGCGAAAAGUGGCCCCGAGGCAGCUCUCUACUCCCACCCCUUGCCGGAGUCCUGCCUUGGGGAGCACGAGGUACCCGUGCCCAGCUACUACCGCGCCAGCCCGAGCUACUCCGCGCUGGACAAGACGCCCCACUGUUCUGGGGCCAACGACUUCGAAGCCCCUUUCGAGCAGCGGGCCAGUCUUAACCCGCGCGCCGAACAUCUGGAAUCGCCUCAGUUGGGGGGCAAAGUGAGUUUCCCUGAGACCCCCAAGUCCGACAGCCAGACCCCCAGCCCCAGUGAAAUCAAGACGGAGCAGAGCCUGGCGGGCCCUAAAGGGAGCCCCUCGGAGAGCGAAAAGGAGAGGGCCAAAGCUGCCGACUCCAGCCCAGACACCUCGGAUAACGAAGCGAAAGAGGAGAUAAAGGCAGAAAACACCACAGGAAAUUGGCUGACAGCAAAGAGCGGAAGGAAGAAGAGGUGCCCCUAUACUAAACACCAGACGCUGGAAUUGGAGAAAGAAUUUCUGUUCAAUAUGUAUUUGACGCGAGAGCGCCGCCUGGAGAUUAGCAAGACCAUUAACCUUACAGACAGACAAGUCAAAAUCUGGUUUCAAAAUCGCAGAAUGAAACUCAAGAAAAUGAACCGAGAGAAUCGGAUCCGGGAACUGACCUCCAAUUUUAAUUUCACCUGAGCGCGCGGCCUCUCCUCCUCCCUUCCCCCUCCUUCCUUUCCCCGCCCCUCCUCCCUUUGUGCCUGGUGAUAUAUAUUUUUUUCCUCCCUGAGUAUAAAUGCAAUGCGACUGCAAAAAAGGCAAAGACCUCAGACUCUCCUUCCAAGGGACCUAUGGUUCGUGCUGCGAAGAUGCUUCCACUUAAAGCAUGAGAAAUGGGGUGCCGGGGUGUGGGGUGUGGUGUGUGCACUCAUAGAUGGGGGUGGGAGUGUGGCUGGUGUGUGUGUCAAACCCUCACUCACCCACGCACUCACACACAGCAUUCUGUUCUCCAUGCAAAGUUAAGAUCGAAUCCAUCCGCUUGUAGGGGAAAAAAAGGAAAAAAAUUAACCAGAGAGGGUCUGUAAUCUCGCAGAGCACAGACAGAAUCGUUCCUUCCUUGCUGCAUUUCCUCCUUAGACUAAUAGACGUUUUGGAAAGUUCGGCUAGUGUUCGUGUGUUUGUCGUAGCACCCAGAGCCUCCACCAAACCCUCUCCGUGUCUUUACCUCACAGUCGCUCUAAGAAUCUGCUUGAAGUCUCGUAUUUGUACUGCUUUCUGCUUUUCUCCCACCCCUCCUAGCACCCCCACAUCCCCCAUCUAGUAACAUCUCAGAAAUUUCAUCCAGAGGAACAAAAAAAUUAAAAAUAGAACAUAGCAAAGCAAAGACAGAAUGCCCCCCCCCCAAUAUUGCCCUGUCCCUGUCUGGGAGUUGUGUUAUUUAAAGAUAUUCUGUAUGUUGUAUCUUUUGCAUGUAGCUUCCUUAAUGGAGAAAAAAAAAUCCUAAUAAAUUUCCAGAAUCAUAAUCCUCAAA